Branchiostoma floridae (Florida lancelet) is the source of this 1437-nucleotide messenger RNA. RefSeq lists its product as uncharacterized. Bases 26 to 1414 code for a protein of 462 amino acids. The record is from RefSeq and is a predicted model, not a curated record. NCBI's taxonomy places the organism in Eukaryota, Metazoa, Chordata, Leptocardii, Amphioxiformes, Branchiostomatidae. The transcript has a single exon.
GCUGUCUUGUUAGUGCCCUCUCAGCAUGUCUGAUAGUACAGACUCUACCUUGCCUGACGACGACGUCGUCGUCUUCCGUGAUGCACCGUUCCGUCGUCGCCGGGGUCACCGUAGGGCCGCUCCGGCAGCUAAUCCAGAUGGGGCCGCUUUGAAUCCUUUUGUGGGUCCCCCCGCCCAGGGACCCCAGCCAGCCCAAGCUCAGGGUCAUUUUCCUGCUGGCCCAUUCUUUAACGCCCAUCCGUAUGCUCAGGUUCCUUUUUACAUGAACCCUUACUACCAGUUUGCACAGGCGCCCAUGGGGUACCCCUACCAUCUCCCUGCUCCGGCUGCUGCCGCGGCCCAUGGACCCCAGCCGGCCUUACCGGCCGUCCCCCUGGCCCCCGCCCCACACGCCGGUGCCCCACCGCCCGUCGCUGGUGCGGCAAAUCCUUUUCUGCCUGCGAUACCGCCUCCUGCGGCAGGGGCCAAUAAUCCAUUCGCCCAGGGACCCGCGCCGCCGCCCGCCGGGGCCCCCAUUCCGCCCCAGCCCCAUCCACAUCCCCCCAAACCACCCACUCUCACCUCCAAGUUCUCGGGCGAGUCUAAUGUUAAAUGGGAAGAAUUCGAACUCUUGUUCACUAAUGAUCGCCUCUACGGCCAGUGGUCUGACCAGCUUGCUAAGACCACCCUUCUUCGGCACCUUUCUGGUGUCGCCUUGACCACGUAUGCAUCGGCUGAUGCUACUGUCCAAAACGGCACAUGUAACGAUGUUCUUAACUUUUUGCGGGAUAUCUUUCAAUCACCAACCUCGGUUGAGCAUUAUGAGGCCGAACUCAACUCUAUGCGCCAACUCCCGUCUGAAACUCCCCAGGCCUUUGAAGUCCGCGUGCGUAAUCUGGUUGCUAAGGCUUACCCCGGUACAUUCAGUCACACACUUGACUCUAUUGGCAAACGACUAUUCUUAGACAGGCUCCGGGACUCACACCUCGCUCACGAGGUCCGUAAAUUCACCCCCCGUGACCUUCACGAAGCUAGGACUCAAGUUGAACUGUUCUCCGCCUUAGCGUCCAAUUCGGCUACCCCUUCCUCCGCUAACAACACUCCCCGUUCCGACCCACCAAUCUCCCGCCUGUUGGCAGAUCAUAAAACGGACAUGUCCCGCCUCCAACGUAACCAUGAGCGCCAGGUGACAGAAAUUUGCAACAAAGUACAACACAUGCUCUCUUCCCCACCUAACGUUCCGCCCCAACAACAGGCGCCUGUUCAGGCUGCCGUGCCGCCCAACAUCACCAACCCUACCAAUCCUCUGCGGCCCUCCCGCGGCUUGCCCCCGGGCUAUCGUUGUCACAUUUGUAACAGUCCCGAGCACCUUAAGGCCCUCUGCCCCCACCGUCCGGGCGUCUCUCCCUCGGGAAACCCGUCCAGGCUGACUUAGAUGGAGGGGUUCCGUCAGCUUGU